Molecule: messenger RNA, 3105 nt
Organism: Acipenser ruthenus (sterlet)
Lineage: Eukaryota; Metazoa; Chordata; Actinopteri; Acipenseriformes; Acipenseridae
Gene: dusp16
Product: dual specificity phosphatase 16
Exons: 7
Coding region: 1003-3000 (665 amino acids)
Biological process (GO): negative regulation of MAPK cascade; protein dephosphorylation
Cellular component (GO): nucleus; cytoplasm
Molecular function (GO): protein tyrosine/threonine phosphatase activity; MAP kinase tyrosine/serine/threonine phosphatase activity
Source: RefSeq, a predicted model, not a curated record
CCCUGGCAGUUAAGUGACUACGAUGAGCGAGUUAGCAGGUCAUUUGAAUACAGCCUGACUUGACUGUAUUCGGGCUUCGUUCGAGCUCCUCCCAUUAUUAGCACAAGCUUAGAGAAACCAAGUAUAAACAACAUAAGAAUUAAAAGUGACCCAAUUAACCAAAACUAACGCUGCAGGUCAAGCUGCAAUUUUGUAACAAUUUCUUGUUCGUUUUUAAGAGUUUCAAACAAAAAAUGUAUAAACUAUAGAAUGAUAACGUUAAAUUAUGGUUUUGUUCCUUUAAGAAGUUCGGUUUAGUCAGAGUGGGAUUGGUUUCAAAUGACGCCAUCCUUUUAUUUUUAUCUCAAUUACCUCAUCCAUGCUUGAAGUUUACUGACCAGUAAUUCUUUUUUCUUUUAGUUUCAAUUCUUGUUUUGUUUUUUUUGUUUGUUUUUUGUAUUGUUUUUAAUUCGUAAGUCAAAGCUGGAGCCAAUUCCAAGAUUUAAGAUUUGAGAAGAGUGUGGGCAAAUGGACUAUCCGGCUACCGGUUUUAGAACAGUGAAAUAAAUACUUAAGUGUGAAGAAUAGACUGGAUAAGGGUGCAGAAUGAUGUAAUCCCCAGGCUGCCUGAAGUGUCUUUUGUCCCAAUUGUGCGAUGGUGUGAAACUCUCCCCACCCCCCCAAACAUCUUCCUCUGAAUCAGAUGUGGUGUUGAAGCAGCAACUGCGGUAUCAUCUUACUGUUUGGCAGGGAUCCUGUUUUUUUUUUUUUUUUUUUUUUUUUUUAAAACAACCAAAGAAAAUAAAACAAACACGCACACAUAGAGCAGCGAUUUCCUUUUGAACAUUUUAUUCCUUUUGAAAUGGCCUCUGCUUUUCUUCUGCUGGGCUUCACCAGCAUGACAUCAUGCAUCUCUGACACAAUGAAACUGUUUAUUCCCUGAGGACCUUUCUACUUACGUCAUUGUUCUAGAUUGUGAAAGAAGGCGAGUGAGGGGGAGAGAGACAGGACUGUUUUAGUACCAUGGCGGAACUGAAGAGCGGAGUUGAGGGGAUGGCAGCAGAGAGUCUGGUGGCCCGUCUGGAGAGUGGCACAGGCAGGGUGCUUCUCAUUGAUAGCCGCCCUUUUGUGGAAUACAACACCUCACACAUCCUGGAGGCUGUCAACAUCAACUGCUCCAAACUGAUGAAGAGGAGGCUGCAGCAGGACAAAGUGUUAAUCACAGAGCUCAUUCAACACUCUGCCAAGAAAAAGCUGGAGAUGGACUGCAGUCAGGAGGUUGUCGUGUAUGACCAGAGCUCCCAGGCUGUGACUACUCUAUCUUCUGACUGCUUCCUCACAGUGCUGCUAGCCAAGCUGGAGAAGAGCUUCUGUUCAGUGCACCUACUUUCAGGUGGAUUUGCAGAGUUUUUCAAGUGCUUCCCAGACCUGUGUGAGGGUAAAUCUGCUGUGACCCCCACCAGUAUCUCCCAGCCGUGCCUCCCCAUAGCUAACAUAGGACCCACACGAAUCCUGCCGCACCUGUACCUGGGAUGCCAACGUGAUGUCCUCAAUAAGGAGCUGAUGCACCAGAAUGAUAUAGUUUAUGUUUUGAAUGCCAGUAAUACCUGCCCCAAACCUGACUUCAUUCAGGAGUCUCAUUUCCUGAGAGUGCCAGUCAAUGACAGCUUCUGUGAGAAAAUCCUGCCCUGGCUGGAUAAAUCUGUCGAGUUUAUAGAAAAAGCUAAAGCAUCAAACGCUCGCGUUUUGGUCCACUGCCUAGCUGGAAUUUCCCGAUCUGCUACAAUUGCUAUUGCCUACAUCAUGAAGAGAAUGGACAUGUCACUCGACGAAGCAUACAGGUUCGUGAAGGAGAAAAGACCAACCAUCUCCCCCAACUUUAACUUCCUAGGGCAGCUUUUGGAUUUCGAGAAGAAGAUCAAGAACCAGACAGGGCAGAUGGGAAGCCUUUCUAAGUUGAAACUGCUGCACCUGGACAAGGUCGGCGACCACAGCUCUGGGCAAGAAAGCGUGCUUAGCGAAGGCAACACAAUCUCGCACAGCCAAAACUACUUAUCUGAGAGCUUAGAUCCCAGCCUAAGAGAACCCCUUACACUGCCCUGCACGCUCGCCGAUUCAUUCAUCUUUAACAGCGCAGAGGAGUGUUUGCUGGCACAAAGUCUGAACAGCCUCCAUGUCUGUACAGAACAGCUCCAGGAUAGCAACAAGCUGAAACGCUCCUUUUCUUUGGAUAUUAAGUCAUACGGGUCAGGCAGUAACGGGGUAGCCGGAGCAACGCACAUAUUCUCCUCUUCAGAGGAUAAUGUGGAAUACUACAAGCCAUCCAUUUACGUGGAAGGCAGCAAACCUUGCCAGUUCUCUCCCGUAGAAGAGGUCUCGGAACAGAUGACUCCUGAAAGGAGCCCGGACUCGGAACAGGCAGCCACAGUUGACCCAAGCAGUAGCGGCAACAUCAGCAGGCAGCCCAGCAUUCCCAAGACCUCUCUCCCCACGCAGAGAUCACACCUUUACUCGCUGCAGAGGAGCGGCAGCAUGGAGGACAACCACAAAGCUGCCAACUUCUUGUUUGGCCUGUCCAGCAGCCAGCAGCACCUUCCUAAGUCAAGCUCUGGGGUGGGGCUGAAAGGUUGGCACUCAGACAUCCUGGCACCCGCAGCUGCCUCCUCUCUGGCCGGCAGCUGGUACUUCUCUGCUGAAUCCUCUCGCUUCUACUCCAUGUCAGCCAUAUUUGGAGGCGGGGCAGCAGGGUCUGGCUACUCUUCAGGCUACAGCUGUGGCCAGCUGCCCAUAACUGGCUUCGAGCAGGCUGGGGCGGUGCGCAGGCGACAGAAACAUGGUGACCGGGGCAAUUCACGGCGCAGCUGGCAUGAGGAGAGCUCCUUCGAGAAGCAGUUCAAGCGGCGAAGCUGUCAGAUGGAGUUCGAGGAGAGCAUGUCGGAGAACCGGUCCCCGGAGGAGCUGGGGAAAGUGGGCAGCCAGUCGAGCUUCUCGGGCAGUAUGGAGAUCAUUGAAGUUUCAUGAGAAGCAGAGCAGCAUGAGGUAGUCCUGAGGAUUGGGCCUUUAGAAAAGCCUAAAAGGGAUUCUUCAGGCAUGGUGAGACAGUAUUGGGGGGGGGGGGGGGGGGGA